UAAAGCCAACAUUUCCCCCCCUGGUUAAGCGGUCAUUUCAGGCGUAGACCAUGUCAACGGCGUGUGGAUUUCCACCGAUUUUCACAGUAAACGUUAAUUUAUUUAUGACGGGGCAAUAAAAGGACUUUAAUUUGUAGAGAGAUGUCAUCUCCAGGAAAGGUGUUUUGAAAAGUUAUGGAACCCAGCAAUGGCUCAAGGACGGCACCACCGAACGGCUCGCACGCCAAUCCCAUCGACAACAAUCACGUGAGUCCAAACCAAGAGACCACGACUCUUCCUCCGAAGAAGAAAAUAAUUCCCAGAUGGGUGUUAGCAGUAAUCUUCCUCAUCCUCCUCCUGCUUCUUGCAGGAGCUGCUUCGUUGGCCUGGUACUUUCUAGAGUACCGUGUGUGGGUGCUGGAGCCCCGCGUGGAGCAGCAGUACACGGCUCACGUCCGCAUCCUCAACCGUAACUUCUCCUCUGCUCUCUCCUCCCACGGCACCAGGGAGUUUCAGGCGGAAGCCAAGGCUGUGCAGGCCAUGGUGAAGAGGCUAGUGAAGGCUACUGAUAUUUCCCGUUACUUUAACUCCACCACUGUCUUUGCUUUUGGGGAGGGCAGCGUGGUGGCUCACUUCUGGCUGGCGCUGUCCGUCCCAAAGAGCCACGCCGACGCCGUGACCCUGCAGCGGGUGAGCCGCCGGCUUCAGCUCCACCUGGCCGGCUACAGCAGCCGAGGGGCAGAGGACACGGCCGGCUACGGCGGCUACCUGCUCCACCUGUCCUCCUUCUCCAUCACAGAAACUGACCCCAAAGUGGUCGAUCUUUUGAAAGCUUCCUUUGGUAUGUUAUUUGGAUUCAUUCAGUUUAUUGUGUUCAUUUUCAACCACGUUCUACUCAUUGUGUUGAAAUGGAUUUCCACAAGGUCAUGUCAUUGGAAUGAUUUCAUUGCCUCAUUGAUCAUUGUCUCAUGUGUUACAUCUCAAAGGAGGAAGUCAUGGAGUUUGUUACCAUGACACCAUGCAUUCCUUUAAUGCCUCAUCUCUCUGCUCUAUUUAUAUCCCUCACUCUCUGUCUCAUCUCCUCUCUCUUUCAUUCCAUCUCCCCCUG
Molecule: messenger RNA, 1087 nt
Organism: Clupea harengus (Atlantic herring)
Lineage: Eukaryota; Metazoa; Chordata; Actinopteri; Clupeiformes; Clupeidae
Gene: tmprss6
Product: transmembrane serine protease 6
Exons: 6
Coding region: 175-993 (272 amino acids)
Biological process (GO): proteolysis
Molecular function (GO): protein binding; serine-type endopeptidase activity
Source: RefSeq, a predicted model, not a curated record